CUGAGCCGCCCCCGGCCCCGCGGGGCGCAGCAGGACACGGGCCACCCUGCAGCCCCCAGCCCCACCAUGCUGACCAUCAAGCUGCCGCAGAACUUCAGGGUCCACCAGGUGCCUAGGAUCUUCUGGGAGGAUGGGAUCAUGUCAGGGUACUGGCACCCCAAGAGCUCAGCCCUGGACUGUGUCCUCAGCUCCUUCCAGAUGACAAACGAGACAGUCAACAUCUGGACACACUUCCUACCAACCUGGUAUUUCGUGUGGCGCUUCCUGGUGCUCUGGUCCUCUCUGGACCUGUGCCAGGAGCCCUUCCACUGGCCUCUGCUCAUCUACCUGCUGCUCGUCUGCCUCUACCCCUUGGCCUCCAGCUGUGCUCACACCUUCAGCUCCAUGUCGGCCCGAGCGCGGCACAUCUGCUUCUUCUGUGACUACGGAGCCCUCAGCCUCUACAGCCUGGGUUGUGCCUUUGCUCGGAUGCCCGAGCCCUGGCUCAGCGCGGGCUGGCACCGCUACUUGGUCCCCGCGGCCGCGCUCAGCUCCCUGCUCUGCACCGGCCUCUCCUGCUACUCCCGCUUCCCCGAGCUGGAGCGUCCCCGGCCGAGCAAGGUGCUGCGGACAGCGGCCUUUGUCUACCCCUUCCUCUACGACAACAUCCCGCUGCUCUACAGGCUCCUCUUCUGCUCCUGGAGCAGCGGCGGCUGCAGCGAGGCAGGGGCCGGGUCCUGCUGCCACCUCCUCUUGGCGCUGCUCACCGCCUUCCUCUUCGCCUCCCACCUGCCCGAGCGCCUGGCUCCCGGGCGCUUCGACUACAUCGGACACAGCCACCAGCUCUUCCACAUCAGCGCCGUGCUGGGCACCCACUUCCAGCUGGAAGCCAUUCUCUGCGACCUGGGGUCCCGCCGGGCCUGGCUGAGGGGCCGCUCUCCCACCCCCGGGCUCCCCGGCACCUUCGGCACGGCCGGGCUGGCCCUGCUGGGCAACGUGGCCAUCAUCGGCGCCUUCACCGCCCUGUCCCGGGCGCCCGGCAGCUCUGCCAGCCCCCCGGCCUGUCCCCCCAGGCUGGGCACCGUAGGGACCCCUGACCCUCUGGAGAUCCAAACAUCCUGGAGCUCCCUCCCCCAGAGUGUGGGGAGAAGAGGGUGA
Apus apus (common swift) is the source of this 1137-nucleotide messenger RNA. RefSeq names its product progestin and adipoQ receptor family member 6 (gene PAQR6). The record is from RefSeq and is a predicted model, not a curated record. Gene Ontology annotation, cellular component: membrane. Lineage: Eukaryota; Metazoa; Chordata; Aves; Apodiformes; Apodidae. Gene Ontology annotation, molecular function: signaling receptor activity.